Messenger RNA from Coregonus clupeaformis (lake whitefish), 2786 nucleotides. It is a transcript of the gene slc38a9, whose product is annotated as solute carrier family 38 member 9. The coding region runs from base 128 to 1831 and encodes 567 amino acids. Gene Ontology annotation, molecular function: amino acid transmembrane transporter activity. Gene Ontology annotation, biological process: amino acid transmembrane transport. The transcript is spliced from 15 exons. The record is from RefSeq and is a predicted model, not a curated record. Lineage: Eukaryota; Metazoa; Chordata; Actinopteri; Salmoniformes; Salmonidae.
UUUCAUGACACGUUCGUGUUGUUUUCUUUUUCAAACUGUAAGCUGUUUUUCAGACAAGCAGUCUUCGUGACAGGGGCAGCCUCCGGAGGUGAAGACUGUAAGGCACUGAUCUAAAGCACAAAGCAUCAUGGAGGAGGACAGUAAACCACUACUGGACUCAGUGCGUAGAGAGAGCUACACCGACAGAGGCUCCACGGAUUCACUGGACCGAAGGAGGCCUUUCCACGUGGAGCAUCGGAAUAUAGUGGAGGAUGACCCCUCUGAGAGGGUGUCAGCAGAGGCCUCUGUCCUCAGCAGCAGAGUGCAUUACUACAGCCGGCUCACUGCCUCCUCCGACAGGCUGCUGAGCCCUCCAGACCACGUGAUCCCCUGUCCAGAGGAGAUCUAUGUGUACAGUCCUCUGGGGAUGGCCUUCAAAGUGACUGGAGGGGACGGAGGGUCCAAAAACCCCAGCAUCAUCACGAUUUUUGCCAUAUGGAACACGAUGAUGGGGACAUCUAUACUCAGUAUACCAUGGGGGAUAAAGCAGGCAGGGUUCACAUUGGGCAUCAUCCUCCUGAUCUCUAUGGGUCUGCUGACCCUCUACUGCUGUCUCAGAGUGCUCAAAUCACCCAAGUCAAUACCUUACAUCGACACGUCUGACUGGGAGUUUCCUGAUGUGUGUAAAUAUUACUUUGGGAAGUUUGGCCAGUGGUCCAGUCUGCUGUUCUCCAUGGUGUCACUCAUCGGUGCUAUGGUGGUCUACUGGGUCCUUAUGUCCAACUUCCUCUUCAACACGGGCAAAUUCAUCUACAACUAUGCACACAAUGUCAGCAUGUCAGAUACGGAGUUUGGAACCAACGGGUCAGAAAGAGUGAUCUGUCCGUUCCCCGACACGGGGGACCACGGAGGGAACUGCAGCAGCGGCAUCAGCGCCCUCUACCUGAGCAGCAGCAACAACAACAACUACUACUACUAUGGUAACGACACGUCAGGCACAGCCCUGUUCGACCGCUGGUGGAGCAAGACCAACACCAUCCCUUUCUACCUCAUCAUCCUGCUGCUGCCCCUGCUCAACUUCCGCUCUGCCUCCUUCUUCGCCCGCUUCACCUUCCUGGGCACCAUAUCUGUGGUCUACCUGAUCAUCCUGGUCACACUGAAGGCUAUUCGUCUGGGCUUUCACCUGGAGUUCCACUGGUUAGAUUCCACUCAUUUCUACGUCCCAGAGUUCAGGCUGCUGUUCCCUCAGCUGACUGGUGUUCUCACCCUGGCCUUCUUCAUCCACAACUGCAUCAUCACCUUGAUGAAGAGCAACAAGCACCAGGAGAACAACGUGCGGGACUUGUCUGUGGCCUACCUACUGGUGGGACUGACGUACCUAUACGUGGGAGUGUUGAUCUUUGCUGCGUUCCCCUCCCCUCCUCUGUCAAAAGACUGCAUUGAACCAAACUUCCUGGAUAACUUCCCCAGCAGUGACGUGCUGGUGUUUGUGGCACGGACCUGCCUGCUUUUCCAGAUGACCACCGUCUACCCCCUGCUGGGCUACCUGGUGCGCGUCCAGGUGAUGAGCCAGGUCUUCGGGAAACACUACCCCAGUUUCUUCCACGUUUUCACUCUGAACAUUUUCAUCGUUGGCACUGGUGUCUGCAUGGCGAAGUAUUACCCCAACAUCGGCUCCAUUAUAAGGUACUCGGGGGCAACGUGUGGCCUGGCCCUGGUUUUUGUCUUCCCCUCCCUGGUCCACAUGAUCUCCCAGAAGCGUAGAGGGGAGCUCAGCUGGCCCUCGGCCAUCUUCCACAGCCUCCUCAUUGUCCUGGGCGUGGCCAAUGUGGCAGGACAGUUCUUCAUGUAGUUAUGCCACUAGUUGGUUGGUCGGUCCCUCAAUGAACCAGGGUCGUGUUCAUUAGUCACCAAACAGAAGAAAAUGGACAGAAACAGGGAGGUGGGACUACUUGGACUUGUCCAAUGAGAAAUGCUCAUUUUAGUUUUCCGAUGCAAAAUGUUUCAAAAACCUUUUUCUGGUGAGUGCACUGAUGAUUACGACCCUGCACAAGCCUUUUGUAUACAUGGAGACUGCAUCCAGUGGUCAACUCUUAUAGUCUGGUCUGCACAGGUAGCAGUCUCUGGGGAAUUCAAGCCGAUGUCUUUAACUGCAUGUUCUCUUCUUUUAGUGGGAGUUUCACGUCAAUUUUGAUUAUGCUUAUUUUUUCACUAUUAACUCUUUUUGGAUAUUUACGGUAGUUUUGCACCCUCCACAAACCUAUUAACACUAAUCAUUUUCACCGUUUUUUUUUUUUUAAGGGCAUUGACUUUCCCCUCAGAACUAUCCUCCUUCAACAUGAUAGUGCAGAAAUACGUUUUAGGUUAUUUUAUCUUGAUUUAAUUAUUAUUUGGUUUAUUUCAUAGUUCAAUAGGACGGAGCUAGUCUUGCACAGCCUUGUUCACAUAUGCUGUUCUGAUAAAGUGGAAAUAACGAAAUAUCAGUUAAAAGGUUUAUUUAUUUUUUGGGUUUCCAUUGUAAUUUGAACGAUUAAGCACUAUUCAAAUCAGCGCAAAAUACAUUCAUAUUUAAUUUUGUUUAAAUGCAAUUAAUAUGUAUAACAUAAUUGAAGCAUCCCAAUUUAAUAAUUGAUUAGAAAUAAUGUGUGCAUAGCUUGCUUCAAAGUAGAACAGUGCAACGGCCAGAAGUCUGUGGGAGAGUUAUCAAUGGAUAAUCAUGUGAUCACAGACAUUCUGCAGCAUAAUUCCCCAGAGAGUGAAGCAUUUGACUGACCAAUGUUACUAAAUGAUUCCCUUAAACCCCCCCC